AUGAGGUGUGCCAAUGCAGGUGUUCAGAGGAAGAUCAAAGAUGUGUACCCAAAUGCCCAUUAUAUCCACUGCUAUGCACACCAACUCAACCUGAUCAUGCAACAGGCCAUCUCUCAUAUUUCCAAGAUCUGCAACACCAUUCUGAGACACACCAGGGAGCGCUUCAACUUCACCGACCAUCUUGUCUGUGCCACCUUGUUGCAGGGGGACAGGUUUGAGGAACAUCACGGGUCAUUUCCCGAAGAGGUGCUGCAAAGCACUUUGAAGGCCUAUCCAAUGCUGAAUGGAAGCAAGCUCAAGACAGAGCUCAGUCUCAUCUACAGCAAAGCAGAGUUCAGAGCCUGUUGUGGUGCAGUAGACCUGUUCCAGCUGUUCAUGGAGAACAAUCUUCAAGAUGUUUUUUCAGAAACGGUCACUCUUUUAAAGAUCCUUAUUACCACACCUAUGACCACAGCUGAAGCAGAGAGAUCCAGACUUCAGGACAGAGCGACUUCAGGACAGAGCGACUCUGGGACAGAGCGACUCUGGGACAGAGCGACUCUGGGACAGAGCGACUCUGGGACAGAGCGACUCUGGGACAGAGCGACUCUGGGACAGAGCGACUCUGGGACAGAGCGACUCCAGGACAGAACGACUCCAGGUCAGAGCGACUUCAGCACAGAGCGACUUCAGGACAGAGCGACUCCAGGACAGAGCGACUCCAGGGCAGAGCGACUUCGGGACAGAUCGACUUUGGGACAGAGCGACUCCAGGACAGAGCGACUCCAGGACAGAGCGACUCCAGGACAGAGUGACUCCGGGACAGAGCGACUCUGGGACAGAGCGACUCUGGGACAGAGCGACUCUGGGACAGAGCGACUCUGGGACAGAGUGACUCUGGGACAGAGCGACUUCAGGACAGAACGACUCCAGGUCAGAGCGACUUCAGGACAGAUCGACUUUGGGACAGAGCGACUCCAGGACAGAGCGACUCCAGGACAGAGCGACUCCAGGGCAGAGCGACUUCGGGACAGAGCGACUUCAGGACAGAUCGACUUUGGGACAGAGCGACUCCAGGGCAGAACGACUCCAGGACAGAGCGACUCCAGGACAGAGCGACUCCAGGACAGAGCGACUCCAGGACAGAGCGACUUCGGGACAGAGCGACUUCAGGACAGAUCGACUUUGGGACAGAACGACUCCAGGACAGACCGACUCCAGGUCAGAGCGACUUCAGCACAGAGCGACUUCAGGACAGACCGACUCCAGGUCAGAGCGACUUCAGCACAGAGCGACUUCAGGACAGAGCGACUCCAGGACAGAGCGACUCCAGGACAGAGCGACUCCAGGACAGAGCGACUCCAGGACAGAGCGACUUCGGGACAGAGCGACAUCAGGACAGAUCGACUUCGGGACAGAGCGACUCCAGGACAGAACGACUUCAGGACAGAGCGACUCCAGGACAGAGCGACUUCAGGACAGAGCGACUCCAGGACAGAGCGACUCCAGGACAGAGCGACUCCAGGACAGAGCGACUCCAGGACAGAGCGACUUCAGGACAGAGCGACUCCAGGGUAG
Messenger RNA from Knipowitschia caucasica, 1557 nucleotides. The record is from the annotation of a GenBank genome assembly. Lineage: Eukaryota; Metazoa; Chordata; Actinopteri; Gobiiformes; Gobiidae.